GAUGGCAAGUGUGCAUUUAUCGCUUCCUGGAAAACCGAAGGAACUAAUGUUAAAUUUGAGCUUAAGGCUGGUGUCGAAAGCAGUAAACAGCGAUGGAUAGGCCUGGGGUUUUCAUCAGAUGAUAAGAUGGGGGAUGACACUGUUAUAGAGUGCGCUGUUGCCAUGGAGACAUUGAGGAGUGUCAAUCGCUCCAAGAAUGAUGGAAAAACUAAUUCCCGAACAGGUGGCCUGGAUUUCACAGAAAUAUCUUUGGCAGAUAAUGUUUUGAUGUGCAGCCUUAGUGUCCCUCAGACAGGCAAUCAAGUGUUUGACUUCAACACGAAAUACACCCUAUUAUUUGCCACUGGACAAACUAAGAGUGAAAUUUCCACUGAGAAGACUAAGCACUCCAACCUCCCUGUGGUGUCCUCAGAACAGGCUGAUCUGACGUCCAACACGCAGUCCCUGUCAUCUCAACCAGCCUCAAAUGUCCUGGUUAAAGCUCAUGGAUCUCUGAUGAUAUCAGCCUGGGUGUUUGCUGCCAGCUUUGGAUUGGUUAUUGCCAGAUACUACAAAAAGCUAGGAGGAAGUCGUAGAUGGUGUGGUUUACACAUCUGGUUCCAGAUCCACAGAAUUGCCAUGGUCCUGACCUUCACACUAGCUUCGAUAGCCUUUAUUAUUGUCUUUGCGGAUGUCAAAGGUUACAGCCAGGUUGGAAAGGGUGCGAAUGACCUGCAGUUUUUACAGGCUCAUCCCAUCCUUGGAAUCAUCUCCACAGCUCUGGUUGUUAUCAAUCCCCUGAUGGCACUAAUCAGACCUAAACCCGACUCUGCCACCAGACCCAUCUUUAACUGGUUCCACUGGGCGGUGGGGACAACAGCUUGGAUUAUCUCCAUGGUGACAAUAUUCAUUGGAUUUGAAAUUGAGAAGUCUGGUGUGCCUUCAUAUACAAAGUAUGUCAUGGCAGCAUUCGUGGCCUAUCAGCUUUUGGUUGAACUUGUUCUGGAGAUUCAAGGAUGUAUUCAAAAAUCUGACCAGAAAACAGUAGAUGGCUAUGAGAUGAAGAAUAUGAACGGGACUAGCGGAGUGGCCAGACACUCCACCAUGAAGUCUGGAACGAAUGGGGCUGGAGUGUUCCGUUCUGUUCUCCUCGUGGCUCAUUUCUUCAUUCUGCUCGGGUUCCUUAUUGCCCUGUUGGCAUUGGUUAAUAAGCAGAUGUUGAGGAGUGUCUAUAACUCCUUGUAAUCAGCAGUACUGUUGUUGUUGCUCAUCAGUGUUUGUGGGUAGUCCGGUUUUACAAACCUGUGACUACCAUGUGCCAGGUGUACCAGUUACCUUGACAUGCCGUGACUGGUCUUGUUGUACAUCACAGACAUUUGUGGCCAGGCACAUGUUUUAACUUUGUGAAAACCUGGUCCAAAUAUACUUAUUGGAUGUAGAUAUGUGUGAAUAGCUCAAAGGUCAGGGAGUGUUUUUACGAAGUGCUCAUAGUGUUUAUAUAUGUGUUUAAUUACCAUGGAAAUGUCAUAUCUUCAGUACAGGUUACUGCUGGGUGGAGGUGGCACUAAAAUGUGUAAAUAAACCAGAAUACAGAGACUACUAAAGUGUAUGACAUUCUUGUUUCCAAUUCUGGGACUGGUCAGAUAGUCAUGGCACUAUGCGUGGUUAUAACCAGAACUGCAGUGGGUCACCAGGCUGGGCCUUCACACGGUCUCUUUAUAGAUGUAGUUAGAUCUGGGAUUAAGAUCAGACGCACUACACAGACUGUGUGGAGCCACAGCCAGUGCUAAAACAGAAGUGAGUAUAACACUCAUGACUAAGGGCUUAAAUAGCGGAGCUUCAUUUCACUCCGCUCCAUAUCCCACGGACUAUCUUAAUCCCAUGUCACAUCCAGGAGCUGAGCUAUUACAGGUAGAACUGAUUUUAGUGUAAUUGAAGCUACUCAUGCCUGGUUGAACAGCCCUGACUUUUGAGCUCUUCACUAGAACAUUAAAGUACAAGGAAUUUCAGUGAUCAAUGUGGAACAAACUUCUGUAUUUUUAUUGUUACUGUUAUGGAGAAACUUUACAUCGGUAAAUACAUCUGCCUGGCUCUCGCUGAUUUGGAUUUCACUCGUACAUUUAUUUACAAUUUUUACUGCUACUGUACAUGUAUACAUGUACUUUGCCUGGUGUCUGAGCAAGGUGAAUUGUGUUUCGUAUUACUGAUGUAUGGGUGAAUUCCUCAUUGUUGCUCUUCUAGAAAUCAUGUUUACACUACAUCCAUAUCUAUGUAUUUUAAAGUUGGUACUGAAAGUUUAAAAUGCACAUCAAUAGAGAUGAUUAGAGCUCUUUCGACUCUUAUGUUUUUACUCAAUGUUCUUUUUUUUUCUACUUUACAUGUUUAUAUUGUGUCUUUAGACAUCUUUGCUGUAUGUAAGGCAGUCUUCGUUUCAUGGUUGAGAAGUGUAAUUUUAUUUGCAAAAUGAUUAAAUUUCGACUAAACACAUCUCUUUUGUUUAUGAUUCCUGCAGGCAGCUUAUAUGUGGUAGGUUAGCAGUGAGCCUACUAUUUUUGCUGUGUACAAUGGAAUUCAGCGAUGUUUUGAUUUGCAGUUUUAUUUGCAGGCGUAAAUUUCUUUUUAAAAUGAUUUCAGUUGAUUUGAUUUAUUUAUUAAAGCAGUGUACAUUUUGUAGCACAGCUUAGCACAAAUCUAGAAUAUUACCGACAGGAAUAAAACUCCAUAGAGAUUGUUCUGUAUGCACAUGUAUAUUUUGGUUUACAGUACCCUUGUAAGUUUCAUAAUGCUCGCACAGGUCAGGUUUUAUCGUGAGUGGAGCAUUCAGAUUUCGGAAAGACUUCAUAUUUGUGUUAAUCUUUGACUUUAAUAAACUGAAUGUUUUAAUCAUCUACCUAUGUAUGUAUAUACUUAUACACCUCUGUUAGAAGGUGUUCUAUUUUCGUAGCAUUUCAAUGCUGAAGACUUCAAGGGCCACUUUCACAAAGAUGUCAUAGGAUAUUGAACAUGUAUGACAACGUUAGUUAUAUUAGUGACCUACAUAAUAUCGUAGGACAAAUGUAUGAUAAAUAAAAUGUUGUAUCCUGCUUUGUGAAAGUGGCCCCAGACAUUUUUAUUCAUAACAUGAUAAUCCAAUACUGCUGUUUUUCCCUUCAUAUAUGUACGCUUAUGCUCAAUUUCUGUGUUCAAACAUGUUGUUUCUCUUGGUUUACCAGCUUACUAUUUUAGAUCACCAAGUCGCUGUUGUUUCCAAAAAGCAGCAGUAGUAUUUUACAUUUUAUACCCCUUUUUUCAUCUACCUGCAGAUGUGAAUUUUUAGUGUGUAUUGCAUUUUUACUUUUUAUGUAUGUAGUAUGUAAGUGUACAUAUCUUCAUCCAAUUUUGCAAAGCCUCAUUUUUUUUGCCUAAACAAACGAAGCCUUUUUUGGAUCAUUUAUGCCACACCAAUUUAAUUUGUUGUUUUACAGGCAGAAUAAAUCUUUUCUUAAUGUCUGAGGAGGGUAAAAAAAUUAGAAACUAAAUUAAAUAAAAAGUUGAAUUUGUGCAGACUCCCUGAAAAUUUUUUUCUGUUCAAGACAUAUUUGACUGAUAGGAAAGCUUUGAAUACAGGAGAAACAUAAGUGUCAAAAUCGGUCUAACUAAAAGGUGGAUCCUCAGUUUUGUUUUUAUUCCAUUUUUGGAAUUUCUUUUAGUGUGGGCUGACAUAUAAAACAAAAUAAAAUUGGUUUCAACUAAUUUUAACAAAGGUCCUUAAACUAACAUUCUUACAUGUGCACGUGCAGUAAAAGUGGGUUGCUAUCUCCUUGUCUUCGUACGUGCACGUGGAUGCUUGCCACUAAACACACCUAUAUAUUACUAUUCACAUAAUGACAGGGUUUUGCUGUUUAAUUAGCACUACUCACGCUUUGUGUAAGUGUGUAUGAUUUUAUAAUUAAGAAGGGUUUUAAAUAUAAAUGGAUGAGGGAUCAGAUUAGUUUAGGUACAGAGCUUUCUGGGCACAAUACCAGAGUUUUGCUUGUGUUGUGAAUAGUGAGGCGCAUAUUGUAAUGAUACAUUAUACAUGUAUAUCUGAAAUGGAUUUUUUAUAUACAGUAUUGUUGGGGAGAGUGGAGUUCAAAGUUGAUUGAUAGUUUAAUGCAAAAUGCUAUUUUUUUUUAACCAGUUGACUGCGAAGGUACGUUUUGUAUCAAACUUUGUCAUGGGUUUAUAAGCAUGUCUUCUGUAUGAUUCCUUAUCUGCUGGAACUAAAUUACCCACUAUCCUCUCAAGACUUCUUACAUCGGUUCUGAUAGUGUCCCUGUUGCUAACUGCUGGCCAGUUUGCAAUUUAAACAUUUCUUCAGAUUAAUCAAAUCAAUUCUGAUGCAUUCCCAGACCAUCCAGUGUACUGCUCUAAUAUGUAUAUGUAUGUGUAUAUGUAGAGGCAUUUAUCUUUGUUGUGAUAAUACCAACUAUGUAUUUGCUAGUUAAUAUUUAAAACAUAUAUUCUAAACAUCGUCAGCUAUGGUAUUGAGAUGACAAAUACAUGUAGAUACGGUCCAUUAUAGUGUCAAAUUAAAGAAAAGUAAAAUUACUAAGUAAUGAUAAACUGAUCGUAGAUUGAAAAGAAUACCCGAAAAUAUUUUUUUAUUAUUUGUGUUGAAUUCAUUUUCCGUGAUGAAAAGGCACAAUUUUAUCAUGGUAAAAUGAGAAAUAUUUAUCCUGUUAAUGAUGGUUGUUAGAUCCAAUAAUAUUGUAACCUAUUUUUUGUAUCUUUCAUAUUUGUAAUAUGAUUUUAGGAUAAUGAUUUCAUAAAAGUUACAACAUGUGCGUUGAAGUUUUUGUUAUUAUGAAGGAAGUCCCCAUAGUUUCUUGGACCGUUUAAUGUCACACUCCUAUAAAAUCCACUGAUCUAAGUUGUUCUGUUUUAUUUGACCGCAGUGCAUGUAGUGUCUUCGUUUACGGAAUUAUUACUCAGUUAUUUUCUGUUGAGUUGAUCACUUAAUUAAAGAUGACAUACUUACUUUUAUUAAGUCUAGAUGACAUGUGACGGCAUUUGUGUAUCAUGAGCCAUUUGACUUAACCCAGGAGCGCAGUCAGUGCCGUCCAGCUGGUAGCGGGACUCUGGCGCCGUUUGGAUGUGCAUGUUCAUGUAUGAAGUGAUGUUCUGUUAACGCGUCCUCUGAAUGCCGAUGUAUAUACAUUUAUAUUUUAUUACAAAUUUCGUCUUAAGGUCUUUUAAUUAAAAAAUAUAUCACUUGU
Liolophura sinensis is the source of this 5216-nucleotide messenger RNA. RefSeq names its product putative ferric-chelate reductase 1. Lineage: Eukaryota; Metazoa; Mollusca; Polyplacophora; Chitonida; Chitonidae. Bases 127 to 1224 code for a protein of 365 amino acids. The record is from RefSeq and is a predicted model, not a curated record. The transcript is spliced from 11 exons.